AACUUGCAAUACAUGGUGGACAGCGCAGCCGGAGGAGAUAUUGGGGCCAAAACUACCGAAGGGAUGAUUACGAUCUACGAGACGAUGAGUGCUACCUCGUCUCAGAAAAGUGUCAGAGAUAAGAGGUCUACAGUGAAUGAGGUUGGUUCGAGUAAUAAUGCCAUAGCCCAGCAGUUAGCCGAGCUCACGGAGCAGAUGCGGCUACUGAAUGCUCGAAAUUCCUCGCCGAUUCAGACAAUGGCAGUAAAUGCUUGUGGGGCAUGCGGAGUGCAGGGCCACAGAUUUGAGGUGUUCCCGAAAGCUAUCGACCCGAGCUACGGAGGACAGAAUACCGAGGUAAAUGCAGUGCAGGGUUAUCAGAAUCGGGCCGGAAAUGACGCCUACUCGAACAUGUACAACCCGUGGUGGCAAAACCACCCUCACUUCUCAUGGUCCAACAACCACUAUCAGCAAUCACCUCAGACCAACUUUAAGAGUGUGCAUACCUUUGGGCGAUUCAACAGCUCACUGAGGAGGCGUGUUUGCGAGAGCACGCCAAGAGGUCAUUACAAGACCGAGCCUAUGUUGGGAAAG
Messenger RNA from Striga hermonthica, 573 nucleotides. The record is from the annotation of a GenBank genome assembly. NCBI's taxonomy places the organism in Eukaryota, Viridiplantae, Streptophyta, Magnoliopsida, Lamiales, Orobanchaceae.